Xiphias gladius (swordfish) is the source of this 3129-nucleotide messenger RNA. RefSeq names its product RAB35, member RAS oncogene family b (gene rab35b). The transcript has 6 exons. Lineage: Eukaryota; Metazoa; Chordata; Actinopteri; Istiophoriformes; Xiphiidae. The record is from RefSeq and is a predicted model, not a curated record. Gene Ontology annotation, biological process: endocytic recycling. Bases 305 to 910 code for a protein of 201 amino acids. Gene Ontology annotation, molecular function: GTPase activity; GTP binding. Gene Ontology annotation, cellular component: endosome membrane; plasma membrane.
UGGGCCGUAGCCGGAGCUUGCGCAGUGAGGCCGGGUCAGAGUUGGGUGCAGCUCCACCAGAGAAGGAAGCGGAGUUUCCGGCUGUUUGCAGCGGAGGGAGAGGAUUGCUGACGCCGCGAAACCCCGAGAAAAACGCCGCCGGCUCGGGGGCUAAGAUUUUCUAGCGUCUGUAGUGGUCGUUUUCUUUCAUAUCGGGGGAUCUGGGGGCAGGUGAUUUUUUUUUUUUUUAACGGGCCGAGGGUGUCGGACAGCAAAAGCAAGCAAAGAAGCGGCACAAGGCGGGGGUGAGCCACCAGCUACCGGCAUGGCCAGGGACUACGAUUACCUCUUCAAGCUGCUCAUCAUCGGUGACAGCGGAGUGGGGAAGAGCAGUCUCCUCCUGCGAUUUGCAGACAACACAUUUUCAGGUAGCUAUAUCACCACGAUUGGGGUGGACUUUAAGAUCCGGACAGUUGAGAUCAACGGGGAGAAGGUGAAGCUACAGAUCUGGGAUACAGCAGGGCAGGAGCGCUUUCGCACCAUCACCUCCACAUACUACAGGGGAACACAUGGGGUCAUAGUGGUAUACGACGUCACGAGUGCCGAGUCCUUCGUCAACGUCAAACGAUGGUUACAUGAAAUCAACCAGAACUGCGACGAUGUGUGCCGAAUAUUAGUGGGAAACAAGAACGACGACCCCAACUCUAAGGUGGUCGAGACGACUGACGCGCAGAAGUUUGCGGAGCAGAUGGGAAUCAAUCUGUUUGAGACCAGUGCAAAAGAGAACAUCAAUGUUGAAGAGAUGUUCAACUGCAUCACGGAGCUGGUGCUAAGAGCCAAAAAGGAGGUGCUAGCCAAGCAGCAGCAGCAGCAACAGAACGACGUGGUCAAACUCACCCGGAACAGUAAACGAAAGAAAAAGUGCUGCUAGCAAAGUCGAAGUCCUCUACAAAAAAGGCCGGCGGCGUCUUUUCUUCUCACACACGUACAUACACACACACACAAUGGGACUGAGAGCAUCUAAAUUAAAGAGCAGAUAAAGAUUUAAUAAAUAUACGGUGAAAGAUUAAAAAAUAAAUAAAUACAUGGAGAAAAAUGUCCCUUUUGGACAAACUAAUCAUGAAGACUUUAAAAAAAAAUGUACAGAUUUUAUCAGACGUCAGAUCAAGUUUUAUUUGGAAUUCAGCAGAUGGGCACUAUUGACCUGAGGUCCUCCUUUCUUAAAGGAUCUGCAAGCUGACAACUGACCGCCAUAAUUCGCCGAUUUAUAUCCACAUAAUCCCCAUAUUCUUCCAUCAGUAUCUCAUCUCUCCUUCUCAUUCCACUGCACACGGGACAUUCAGAGUCGGGGCAGACUCUGUGCCUGAGGAGAAGGAGGGCUCACCUUUUUUGGAUCUAUUUGUUUCUUCCUAGUUUUCUUCUUGGGGAGGAGUGGGGCGGGGGGCUGUUCGGCUGUUCGGUAAAAGCGGAGGUCCCGCCACCUCUCUACAGUUUGAGCAUUUCAGACACCUGUCUUACCACAGCUCACGCCAAAAGAUCAUGAACUGCUAGAUUUUGAUUUAUUUGACUUGAUGGGGGAAAGAAAUCACAUGGAUGACGAUGAUGAUGAUUGGUAGACGACCUUUAGCAACUAAUCCGAUGGACAGAACUGGUGACUUUACAUGUUUUAUUUUUCUUUGUAUAUGUUUUGCCAAGCUUCCCACCCUCUCCCCUCUAACCUCCAGUAGUGUUGAGCCAACGAUAAUUGAUUUUAGUUUUUUCAUUUUCUGUCUUUUUGUUCUGAGUGCAGCAGAGCAGCUCUCUGACGUUUAGCUCUGACGGCACCGGCCACUGUAGUCUUACUUUGCUUUCAGAGUUUGCUUUUAAAACUUUUUCCUCCACAAUUUUUUAAAGAAUGAUACUGCCAAUAUAAUUAAAAAAAAAUAUAUAUACAUAUAUAUAUCAGGAGCUCAGUGGCGCCUCUCAUUGGACUGUUGCCAUAGUGGCCCCUGGUUGGCCAAGAGGCAGGGUGAAUAAAGUCCUCAGGAAGCGCUCAGGGCUAAGCCUCUUCCCACCUUCCUCCUCUCUAAUUCUAUAUUUCUGCAGCAAGCGGACUUCUUCCCCCUCCAACACCCACAUAUCAGCACCUCUCACAACAACGGACUCGCCUCCCGUAUUUGGUCACUCACGGGGCAUGAGGAGGCUCUAACUCUGGAAACUGGCCUCUCUUAAUCAUCGCCGUGACGUCCAAUCCAUAGCAGACUUUUUGCCUUUGGUUUUUGAGCAUGUAACACUUUGUUCGAAGGGGUAUUUAAAAGGUAUUGCCUGACAUGCAUUUGGACUGUCAAGGAUUUCCUCAGCUUGCAGGACAUUCUGAACAGUUAACUAAUGUUAAAGUCUGAUGUCAUGUUUUUCUUCCGCUUUUCUCUGUCACAAACCCCUGCUACCUGUUCAACUGAAGUGUUACCGGACAGUGUUUUUGGCCUCUAUGAUGAGAGUGUGGCAGAGAGUGGGACUGUUAAUGUAGGAACAAAUGGGGAUGAACUGCAGUACUGGAUCUCAGUGUGUUUGGGCCUGAGCUCCUCUCCCUCUCCCUCUCCACUCGCACCGCCAGGGUUUGUCACAGAGGCAAAUCAUACACUUUCUAUUACUGACAUAUUAUUUUCUUUGUUUUGAAUUGGGAGAAUAAUAAAUGGAGAGAGCUGUAGUUAAUGACUAAGAAACUGUUGGAAAUAUUUAGUUUUUAUCCUCUGGGCAGACUCUGGCAGGCGGUUUGGGAUCCUGAUAAACGUCAAGAGGUCACUUUGACCUCCAGAGCCCGGAGAUGGUAUCAAAUCUCACACUUUGAUUUCUAUUCAUUAUGUGUAUGUAUAUAUAAAUAUAUUUGUGUGUUUAUAUUCAAUAUAGAACAUACACGCAUAAUUAGCGCACCAAACUGCAUGUGUUAAACAUGCCCCGUGUGCUAUGGUUGAAACACACUCGUCAGCUGUGGUUUGCUGUACACUGGAGAAAAAGAGAUGUACUAUUCAUUUUUCCCUACAUGAAUUUAAUCAGUAAUAAACGUUUUAAAAGAAUAAAUAUUUGACACAUAAUGACUGAUCUCAUUUGUCAGUGAUUUGAGGCUUGGUCUUAACUUCAUUUUGAACCUGUGGCUUUUUAUUUUCUGUUUUU